AUGGAUAGAUUGCACAAUUGCACAGUUGCACAAUCGGCACACCGAUUGGCACUUUCCGAUACGAGACAUGUCCCAUAUCUCGACAGGACCCUCGCCUAG
This is a messenger RNA of Geosmithia morbida, 99 nucleotides long. RefSeq lists its product as uncharacterized. Lineage: Eukaryota; Fungi; Ascomycota; Sordariomycetes; Hypocreales; Bionectriaceae. Bases 1 to 99 code for a protein of 32 amino acids. The record is from RefSeq and is a predicted model, not a curated record. The transcript has 2 exons.